AUGGAGAGUGUUCAUAAAACGGACACAAAGUCCCCCAGCGACUCAGUAUCUACUCCUAAGGAGAGAGAAAAGACGAAAGGAAUUGUUGUGCUUGGUAUCGGGUUGAUCUGUAGUUUUAUUCUAGCUAUCUUUGAAUAUUACACCAAAAACAAACUGUUUCCCUACUUGCCAUGCGGUAUCUUUGUUUUAGCCUUAGUGGUAUCAAUUAUUAUGAACUUGGUUUGGUCGAAUAGCAAUCUUAUCUCUAGACUUAUUGCUUUUGUUGCCUCUCUCGCAUUCGUCAACUGUAUUGUCCUUGUCUACUACAAAAGCAUUGGGAUGGAAAUCAUAGUUUCAACUUUCUUAAUUGUGUGUCUUUACUCGGUCAUUCUUAACUUUAUCUUCUCCUAUGCGCUUGACGGACUUAAUGAGGCGCCUGAGGUCUUGGCCAUCCAGGAAACUUUCCUUUGUUUUCUGGUUACUCUUAUUCCUUCGGCCUUGCUCAUUGUGAUUUCGCUCUUCUUCAAGUUCACGAUUCGCGAGGAAAUAUCAUUCUCGGCUAUGGCGGUUUCCUUUGCGGUCACCAGUAUUUAUGCCAUCCAUACAUGCCUCAACGAUAGUAUCUUUAAAGAGUCCCGAAGUUUCGGCCAAAGAUGUCUUUUUGGUCUGUCACUAACCUUGGUUCUUCUUACAACCAUUCUUAUUGGCCUAGCCCGCGCUCUCUCUCGACAAGGAUCUAUCUUUUGGCAACUGUUGUGUGUUCUGCCCUUUGUCCUUGCUUACUUGUUAAUCACUGCCGCCUUAUGGGUUUCCUUUGGUAUUAGCAUUACCAAGUACACCACCAAACUCGAGCAGCUCAAAGUCCUUAUCCAGGCCAAAGGGCCUUUUUACCACAAGGUAUGUUUAUUCGCUAGUCUCAUUACUCUGGGUGUUGGUGUUCUUCUUUUGAUUUUCGCCCAUCGCAAACAGGACUCCCGUGCUGAUCCCAUGUUUAUCUUCAAAAUCAUUCGACCCACCACGCUUGAGCUAAACGAAGAGGUAAUUAAUCAUAUUAUAAAUGCCACUAUCAUCAAUGACCUUAUUAAAAACCCCCCUGAAGCUAACGACUCAAACCCAAGUAUCAAUACUCCACCACCCAGCUCAGAUACUACCACUACUCCUCCACCACCCAGUUCAGAUACUACUACUCCUCCACCACCCAGUUCAGAUACUACCAAGCCUCCUCCGUCAGCUACCCCAGAUACUACCACUACUCCUCCACCAGCUAGCUCAGAUACUACCACUACUCCUCCUCCACCUGGCCCAACCACUACCACCACAACCACCACUAAUCCUCCAACACCUACGCCAUCUACCACUACCGCAACCACUUAA
Molecule: messenger RNA, 1353 nt
Organism: Nematocida homosporus
Lineage: Eukaryota; Fungi; Microsporidia
Exons: 1
Coding region: 1-1353 (450 amino acids)
Source: RefSeq, a predicted model, not a curated record